AUGUUUCGCCAAUCUCUCAGGAGGUGCGCUCGCAUCAGCGGCGCAACCUUUGCCGCCCCGGCUCUCCGAACGACCAGACCUGCCGCCUUCCAGACGAUCGCGAAGUCCCCGGCAAGCGCGCUUCGCGUGCCCCUCAGCAUUAAUGCGUUCAGACUCUACUCUAGCGAGGCCGCCAGCGCAGCGGCCGCGCCGGUCGUCGAGGAUGAAGGAAACGCCUCCGGUUUGACGACAAAGUUUGCGGAUUUGACGAAGUUGGGCGUUCACCCGACCCUUGUCGAUACCAUCACGCACAGAAUGCGGUACGAGAACAUGACGGACGUCCAGAGCAAGACCAUCGAGCCUGCACUAAAGGGCAUGGACCUGGUCGCCCAAGCAAAGACAGGUACCGGAAAGACCCUGGCGUUCCUCGUUCCCAUUCUGCAGAGGAUGAUUGCGGCGGAUCCGUCGCUCGCAACCAGAAAAGCGCGGUACCAGGCUAGCUCUAAGGACGUUCGUGGAAUCAUCAUUUCCCCUACACGUGAGCUCGCCGAACAAAUCGCCCUCGAGGCCGAGAAGCUGUGCGCGGGCACGGGUCUGGUCGUCCAGCGUGCCGUUGGUGGAACACGAAAGGGCGAGAUGCUGCAGAAGACCCGCAGAGAAGGUUGCCACUUGCUCGUUGGUACACCCGGACGUCUCAACGACCUUCUCGAGGACCCCUACAGCGGAAUUGAGGCACCUAAUCUAGCUGCGAUUGUCCUCGACGAGGCUGACCGCAUGCUUGACGUCGGUUUCGAGAGGGAGCUGCAGUCCAUCGUCGACCAGCUGCCCGACCCCAAGACUUCUGCGCGCCAGACUCUGCUCUUCUCUGCCACCAUCCCCAAGAACGUCAUCGCUCUUGCCCGCCAAUGGGUCCGCUCCGACAACUUCGACUUCAUCCAGACCAUCUCCAAGGACGACGUUCUCACCCACGACAGGGUUGACCAGCACGUUGUCCACUGCAGAGGCUGGGCCAACGUCUUCCCUGCCAUGUACGAGCUCAUCGACAAGGAAAUCCAGAAGAGAACUGCCGACCGGGAACUGCUGCCCUUCAAGGCCCUCGUGUUCCUGCCUACGUCGGCUUUGGUCGAUCUUGCUGGCGAUGUCGACAUUACGAUGAGAGCGGACCGCGAUCGCGUCCAGGGCUGGAGAAUCCACUCCAAGCUCACCCAAGGCCAGCGCACCAAGGCUGCAGAGUUGUUCCGCAAGGCCAGGUCUGGCAUCCUGUUCUCCACCGACGUUACUGCCAGAGGUCUCGAUUUCCCCAACGUCACCCAUGUUAUCCAGAUUGGCGCUACCUCGGACCGUGAGCAGUACAUCCACAGACUCGGCCGCACGGCUCGUGCAGGCAAGGAGGGUGAGGGAUGGAUGAUUCUCGCCGACAGCGAAAUGGACCUUGCCCGCCGGGAACUGCAAGGCCUUCCCUUGAAGCCCAACAAGACGAUCGAGUGUGCUCAGCACGACUUCACCAGUGGAGACGAGCCUACAGCCAUUUGCCAGAAGGUGACCCAGGCUACUGCUCGGGUCGACCCCCAAGUCUUGGAGGUUGCCUACCUGUCCCUGUUUGGUCAGAACCGCGACAACGUCCAGGCCAAGGUUGACGAGCUCCGCGAAUGGUGGGUCAAUGCCAUGGAGCAGGACGAUACGCCCGCCCUGAGUGCUUCUACUAUCGAGAAGCGUGGUCUGCGCAGAGUCAGGGGUCUCAACGUCAGACAACCGGGCUCUAGGUACGGCAGCGACAGUGGCGGCCGUGGCGACCGUGGAGGCUUCAGCCGUGGUGGCGACCGCGGUGAUCGAGGUGGCUUCAGCCGUGGUGGUGACCGUGGUGGUGACCGUGGUGGUUUCAGCCGCCGCGAGCCCCGCGAUGCUUUUGAGAAGAUGGAGAUGGACAGCACCAGCUCUGACCGCCGCUCAGGUGGUUUCAGCCGGAACGGUGGACGUGGCUUCGGUGGAAGAGAGCGUCAGCAGAGAUCGUCCUGGUAA
This is a messenger RNA of Colletotrichum fioriniae, 1998 nucleotides long. RefSeq lists its product as uncharacterized. Gene Ontology annotation, cellular component: mitochondrion. NCBI's taxonomy places the organism in Eukaryota, Fungi, Ascomycota, Sordariomycetes, Glomerellales, Glomerellaceae. The record is from RefSeq and is a predicted model, not a curated record. Gene Ontology annotation, molecular function: ATP binding; nucleic acid binding.